Messenger RNA from Phlebotomus papatasi, 1500 nucleotides. It is a transcript of the gene mRpL38, whose product is annotated as 39S ribosomal protein L38, mitochondrial. The transcript has 4 exons. NCBI's taxonomy places the organism in Eukaryota, Metazoa, Arthropoda, Insecta, Diptera, Psychodidae. Bases 47 to 1282 code for a protein of 411 amino acids. The record is from RefSeq and is a predicted model, not a curated record. Gene Ontology annotation, cellular component: mitochondrial large ribosomal subunit.
ACGAUUUCUAACAGUGUAGCUGUCAGUGGGUGAAAGUGGAAGAAAAAUGCUGGGAAAUCUGUUUUUUCGCCAGUUUCUCUGUCGGGAAAGUCAGAAAAUCUUUCGAGUACCUCUUAGGCAUGGACACACGAUCCGUGGGAAGCGUCCGGGUGUGGCGAGGAGUCUUCAGCAGCGUCUGGACGAAAUGAAUUAUGUGGACCCGGAAUUGGCCAGGAAGGUCAAUAUAGGGCUACCUCAGAUAAAAGUGCCUCGGUCAGAGCAGCUCAGGGAACGUUUGAAUCACAGGAAACUCAUGAAAAACAAUCUGGAAAUUGAGAAACUUGCCCGGCUGAAUCAGCUGGAAGUGGAUCUUGAGGAUGUCAAUGAAGAGUGGCUCAAGACUUCUGGGCCAUUUGACAUUCGGGGAAUAGCAGACUACUACGAAAUCUUUGAUCAUCUUUACGGAGAUGCCUACUUUAUUCCCAGAGUUAAUCUUCGAAUUCUCUACCCGACAAACACGGAGGAUUGCAAUCCCGUCUACUAUGGGAACAUUUUGAGUCCGGAAGAUGCAAUCUCUCAGCCAAUUGUGGAGUUUGAUCAUUCAUUCAGGCUCCCACGGGAGAAGGAUAAAAAAGACUCUCUCUGGACCCUGGUAAUGUCCACUCCGGAUGGACAUUUGAGGGACAACACGAGUGAAUAUGUUCACUGGCUAGUGACCAAUAUUCCCAAUGGGAAUGUCACCAAAGGGGACACACUCGUGCCAUAUCUUCAACCCUAUCCUGCCAAAGGUCUCGGAUACCAUCGAUACGUUUUUGUGUUGUACAAACAGGAAGAUAGAGUAGAUCUCAAGGAUUACAAAAUUUCCACGACAAAGGAUCCUGAAGGGAGAACCUUCAAGACAUUGGAUUUCUACAGAAAAUUCCAGGAUUCAAUAACGCCAGCUGGAUUAGCCUUCUUCCAGGCAGAGUACGAUGAUUCCGUGAGGGAAGUCUUUCACAAGGUUUUUGAAACAUCCGUACCAACUUUUGAGUAUGUCAAAGUGGAAGAUUAUGUAGCUCCCCAGAAGUGGUUUCCCCACAGACGGGCUUUCAAUACGUAUUUGGAUAUGUACCGCGAUCCCAAGCAGAUCAACAAGGAAUUCCUGGAGCGGAAACUGGCCAAGACACAUCCGUUCAAUGGUCCAGAACCACCAUGUCGCUUCCCAAUGGCUCAUUCCAUCAAGAAUAAGCCAUCGUGGUUGGUGAUUGAGAUGAAGAAAGAGCGCCAGGGCAUUGGACGCAUUAAUGACUACAGAGAUUGGUGAGAGAAGCCGAUGGAGCAAGAGCAUGGCCAAAGAAAAAGUGGACGGAGUACAUUCCGUGCAAAAGUGCUCACACAAGAUGAUGAGGACGUGAAAGAUUUUUAAUGACUUAUCAGAAGAUCACCCAACAUCUUUUGGCCCAAUUCCAUCAAUUAAGCACCAAUUAGCAGCGAUAUUAUAGUGAAAGAUCGGAGAGAGAAAUAUACUUCGAGACACGAAAA